CUACCGGAGCCCGGUCGCGGCGCCCCGGGGGAGGAGGGCGAAAGGACGCGGCGAUGGCUCCGCGGGGACUCCCGGAGCCUGCCGUCCUCACCGCUGCUGUCUUCGUGGGAGGCGCCGCGAGCUCGGCGCUGGUGGCCCUGGGCAAUGAGACCAGCCAACCACUGCACUCCAGGUCAGAGACGACACCAUCGCCCACCAACAAUGCUGAGAACGGGCACCCAGAAUAUAUUGCGUAUGUGCUUGUCCCUGUGUUCUUCAUCAUGGGUCUCUUUGGCGUCCUCAUCUGCCACCUGCUUAAGAAGAAAGGGUAUCGUUGUACAACAGAAGCAGAACAAGAGGUCGAAGAGGAAAAGGUUGAAAAGAUAGAGUUGAACGACAGCAUAAAUGAAAAUAGUGACACAGUUGGGCAGAUUGUCCACUAUAUCAUGAAAAAUGAAGCAAAUGUUGAUGUUUUAAAGGCAAUGGUAGCAGAUAACAGCAUUGGUGAUCCUGAAAGCCCUGUGACCCCCAGCACUCCUGGGAGCCCACCCGUGAGCCCCGGGCCCUUGUCACCAGGGGGCACACCAGGGAAGCAUGUCUGUGGACACCAUCUGCACACAGUGGGUGGUGUUGUGGAGAGGGACGUGUGUCAUCGGUGUAGGCACAAGCGGUGGCACUUCAUCAGACCUACCAACAAGUCCAAGGAGGGCCGACCAAGGCGCCAAGGAGAAGUCACCGUCCUUUCCGUUGGCAGGUUUAGAGUUACAAAAGUGGAACACAAGUCAAGUCAGAAGGAGCGGCGAAGUUUGAUGUCUGUUAAUGGGACUGAAAGUAUCAACGGGGAGGUGCCUGUGACACCUGAGAAGAGAGAACGAAGUGACACAGAGUAGCAGGAGUGGCUGCUUGAAGAGUUCUAAGAGACUGCAAACUUACGAGCUACGAAGUUGCCUAGGGAAUAUUUUUAUAUCUUUUAUACAAUUUCUAUCAUGGAGUCUGCAGGCAUGUGGAUCAGACCUAAAAGAAAGAAUAUUGUUACUAUGCCGGAUAUAGAAUUCUAUUUGCUUUGAAAUAAGUUUUGGUUUAAAAAGUCUGAUGAAAAAUUUCUUACAUUUCCAGAGAAAAAAAGAGCCCAUUUUUUAUUUCCUGACCACUCCCAGGUGUCCAUCCCCUGGCUUGAUGUACAAACUGCGAUUUUUCCCGUACAGUGUACAAUGUACACCGUAUAAUGUACAGUGAAAUUAUUCAUGUAUAGUCUGAGUUUAUCCCUGGGGAGCGUGUGUGUAUGUGCGCGCGCGCGUGCGUGUGGAUGUUUGUGUGUUACCCCAGCCCUUAUGUCCCGUUUUUGAUACUGGUUUUAAGAAGACCCCUCUUACAGUUUAACUGUUACAAAAUGUAAAACAUGGAUCUUUGGUGGAGAAAAGCCCUUGGAGAUACUCUAGCCUUGAGAAACUGACCCCCCACGAGAUCAUGGAGUCGCCUGGGACCAGAUCCUACCUAGACUUUGGAUCCCUGGACCACGAAUUCAGCACUAAACUCUCUCCUGCCUCCACCACCCCACCGCUUGGUCACUUCUAAAAGAUUGAUAUGGUUUCGUUAAUUUAUUUUUAACUUGAGCUUGGCGAUUCUUGUUUUGCCCUUUGAAUAAAGGCAGAAAAUUGUUUAAAGUAAUUCAGGCAAAAUUGUCUAUUUUGACUACCCAAGACCAAACAAAACAACAACGACAAAAAAAAAAAAAACCCACUUCUUGUGAAAGAUGGGCCUGCACCUACCUCUGGCAUGUUUUUCUUGGUGCGCUGGUUUCCAUCUUGUAACUAAUGGUUGUUAUUCAAAAGACUUUUUGUGGUUAAGUUCUAUUUUAGGCCUGGCAAAGCCUAGUCUUUUUUUUUUUUUUAAGCUUUACAUAGUUGAUGAAGCACCUGAAUGAAGCCAGAGGCAAAGACAGCAGUCAUUUAUGGUAGGUCUGGGGCGAGGGCCCUCUGCCAUCUGGGAAACCGCCAAGCCCUGCCUCCAUGUCCUUGUUGCUGGUGUGGUGCCGCAGACACUUCUCUUAUUUCAAUGAGAAACAGCACGUUUUUCAUUUGACUCCCAAAAGAUGAUUUCAGUAAAAAUACAUUUUAAAGUAUUUACUGUAAAUACACUCAUUCUGUUCUGUUUCUGGCACCAAAACUUAAAAAUUUCUAACCUUUUAAAUGAAAGGUAGACUCAAUUUAAUGUGCACUUUUUCUGACAACUAUAAAAGGUGCAGUGUGUGCAUAUAUACACACACACACAGCAGAGUAGAAGUCAGUAUGGAAAUAAACUUCACUGAGGUCAGAAAGUUGGAAUAUAGGAACUUUUUCUUUUUGUGUGUAUUAGUGUAAAUAAUAUGUGUGUUCUAGACCAGUUGUUUUAGUUAAAAACAAAAAAGCUUUUUUUUUUUUUUUUUGGUGUUAAAAA
Messenger RNA from Loxodonta africana (African savanna elephant), 2415 nucleotides. RefSeq names its product RELT like 1 (gene RELL1). Gene Ontology annotation, biological process: positive regulation of p38MAPK cascade. The record is from RefSeq and is a predicted model, not a curated record. Gene Ontology annotation, cellular component: plasma membrane. Bases 54 to 869 code for a protein of 271 amino acids. The transcript has 7 exons. NCBI's taxonomy places the organism in Eukaryota, Metazoa, Chordata, Mammalia, Proboscidea, Elephantidae.